CACACACACACACACACACACACACACGCACACACACACAUGCACACAGGCUCAGCUGUUUGUCUCACAUGAGGGUUCAGCCCGUGAAGCAGACAUAGAUCUAGGAAAUGGCAUAGACUGACAGAUUCAAGCCUCUGAGGGAGAAAUUGCAGAGAAGAUGGAUGGAGGGAAGAAUCCACGUUGUGUCUGCCAUGAGUGUGAGAUGGUAAGACUCUAAAAUGGACAUAAUAGUUUCUGAGAUACUUUGUUUGUCCUGUUGUCAGAACUGCAUAUAGAAGCCAGAUCCUAUGGGAGAAGAUAAAAUAAGACCCAUCAGCACAGCAUUGUGAUUGAUUUGACUUGAAGUGUGUCAUAAGUGUACUUAGUGAGUGAAAUACAUAAUAUGAAUCAUGCAAAGGUGUCUCUGGAAUACAUCUUUUCCUGAUGCUAAUUCAAUAUAACGGUUUCUUGUUUUCUCUUCUGCUUCCGUUUGGUCAGUAUAUGAUGUAUUAUCAAUAAGACUGCUGUGUCUUAGAGUUUUUCCUCUUGCAUUUAAAAUGCCGACUGGAGGCUCCCAGGACACCAAUUCUCUCCACAGCCAAGAAAAUGACUAACUUAAAUGACUGGCAGGGAUAAGGCUGUCUACUUCGAAAACUUGCUGUGUCAAAGGAAAAAAGGAGAACGACACAGUGGCUCUGAGAAAAACGGGUUAGACUAGAGAAAUGAACAUUUUGGUGUCGUAUUGAUCCGCCAGUGCUUGACUUAUGCAUUUUGCACGAGAUCUAAACGCCACUUAUGGUAUAAUACAACACUCUAGGUCAAGGCUUACUGUUCAAUAAGAUUUCAGGGUCAAGCAGAGCUGCUUUUCGAUUGUGAGGCUGGCUCAAUGCUGAGAACACACACGUUUAAAUCCCAAUAAGGGGACUUGAACCUUCAAGUAUUUUCUGUGUAUCCAUUUCUUUUUUUUACGUGCAGCUGGAGUUAUUUUAAGGCUUCUGCAGUAGAUCAUACAAAUCUCUCCUCUCCUGUUCUCUCCAGGGUUUAAGAUCUAAUUUUCAUCAUGGCGGCAGAAAGCCCAGAGACAGAUGGUCCCAGAUCCUUCAUGCCUGCUGAGCUCCACCAUCCCCAUUCUAAGUAUUCUCAGUGGAAGUUUAAGCUGUUUAGAGUGAAGUCCAUGGAGAAGGCACCUCUGCCCAGCGAGACACCGCCUGAGAUAGGAGUCUCAUUAGGGAUCUCACCUCCUGGAGCUCCAAAUAUAGAGACAGAUCAUGGUGCAGGUCCAGCCAGUGUUAUGAAAUUAUGCCUGGGGGGAAAAAGCAAGGAAAACGUGGAAGGCCCUGGCAGAAGAGUGGAUAUAAAGCUGCAGGAAAUGGAAACUCACAUGAACCAUCUCAGAUGCUUGUGCCGUAUUUGUGGAGAAACGCUGGCAAAAGUCCAAGGACCCAUUCACGAGGUUCAUGGAAAUCUCGAUCAGGGAAGCAAAUGCAUUCUUCGUAAAAUGGGCUGCAAGUUAACAACCUGGCCAGAGGUCCUCCUAAAAGUCUUCAAAGUGGAUGUGACCGAAGACUCGGAGUCCAUCCACCCUCUCUCCUUCUGUCAUCGAUGCUGGGUGGUCGUCAAACGAGGGGGAGGCGUCUGCAACUUCACCAGAACCAAGGUUCCAGAAUGGAAGCCCCAUUCCUCCCACUGCCACCUUUGCUCCCCCAGGAAGUCUUCGUUCCAAAGGACAGGGAGGAAGAGGAGGAAAGUCAUUCCUAGAGUCCAGAGUCUGGCAAAAAGCAGCCGGGAGGACCAGGGUGACAGCAUUGCUAUUAGUGAGAAAAGAGCCCUGAGACCCUUCGGAGAGCGUCACAGUCCUGUGCUGAGAGCCUGGAACAAAACCAGCAUCCAGAGAGAGCAGUGGGUGAAGAACAUCACACACUGCCAGAACGACCACCUGAGCAUCAAGCUGAUUUCUGAGAAGCUCCCUGUAGACUUCCUCCUUUCCUUCAUCUGCCUGGUGUGUGACCACCUGCUCUCUGAUCCACUCCAAUCCCCCUGUGGGCACCUCUUCUGCCGCAGCUGCAUCAUAAAAUUCACCCACGUCCUGGGACCCCACUGCCCUGCGUGCAGCCUUUCCUGUACCCCUGAUGAUCUCAUCCCCCCUGCCAAAGCCUUCGUAUCGGCCCUGCUUUCUCUGCCUCUGCUGUGCCCCUGUGAAGGUUGCGGCGAGCGCGUGCAGCUGGGCUCACUCAAGACCCACCGUUUGAGACAUGAGCUGGGCAAAAAUGAAAAACAGCACUCAACAGAAACUGAAAACUACUUGUUAACUAAUAAAGGGGGAAGACCCCGGCAGCACUUGCUGUCGUUGACCCGUCGGGCCCAGAAGCAUCGGCUCAAAGAGCUGAAGACCCAGGUGAGGGUAUUUGCAGACAAAGAAGAAGGCGGCGACCUGAAGUCUGUGUGUUUGACGCUUUUUCUGCUCGCUCUGAGAUCUGGAAAUGAGCAUCGGCAGGCAGAUGAGCUGGAAGCCCUGAUGCAAGGAAGAGGCUUUGGAUUAAGUCCUGCUGUGUGCUUGGCCAUUCGGGUCAAUACUUUCCUGAGCUGCAGCCAGUAUCAUAAGAUGUACCGCACUGUCAAAGCCUCGAGUGGCCGCCAGAUCUUUCAGCCCUUGCACACCCUCAGAGCUGCAGAAAAGGAGCUUCUUCCUGGCUUUCACCAGUUUGAAUGGCAGCCAGCUCUCAAGAACGUGUCUGCAGCUUGCAGUGUUGGCAUUAUUAAUGGGCUUUCUGGAUGGGCUUCUUCCGUGGAUGACUCCCCAGCUGACACCAUCUCUCGACGCUUUCGCUAUGACGUGGCACUGGUUGCAGCAUUAAAGGAUCUGGAGGAGGACAUCAUGGAGGGUCUGAGCGAGACCGGGAUGGAAGACAGUGCUUGCACCUUGGGCUUUAAUGUCAUGAUCAAGGAAUAUUGUGAUGGGAUGGGGGAUGUCAGUGAAAAACAUGGAGGAGGACCAGCUGUUCCAGAAAAGGCUGUUCGCUUCUCUUUCACUGUUAUGUCUGUAUCUGCCCUGGCUGAAGGUGAGGGUGAGGAGGUUACAAUUUUCACUGAACCCAAACCAAACUCUGAACUGUCCUGCAAACCUCUUUGCCUCAUGUUUGUAGAUGAGUCAGACCAUGAAAUGCUCACAGCUGUCCUGGGGCCUAUAGUUGCAGAGCGUAAAGCGAUGAAGGAAAGCAGGCUGAUUCUGUCGAUGGGUGGCAUGCAGCGAUCCUUUCGCUUCCAUUUCAGAGGAACAGGGUACGAUGAAAAGAUGGUCCGGGAGAUGGAGGGACUGGAGGCUUCGGGGUCCACGUAUGUCUGCACUCUGUGUGACUCCAGUCGAGCAGAGGCCGCUCAAAACAUGGUGCUACACUCCAUCACCCGCAGUCACGAGGAGAACUUGGAACGUUAUGAAAUAUGGAGAACCAAUCCCUUCUCUGAAUCUGUAGAAGAGCUGCGAGACAGAGUCAAAGGAGUUUCCGCAAAGCCCUUCAUGGAGACCCAACCCACUCUUGAUGCAUUACACUGCGACAUAGGCAACGCAACAGAAUUCUACAAGAUCUUCCAAGACGAGAUCGGAGAAGUGUACAAAAAGGUCAAUCCCAGCAGAGAGGAACGGCGCAGCUGGAGGGCAGCCCUAGAUAAACAGCUGAGGAAGACGAUGAAGCUUAAACCAGUAAUGAGGAUGAACGGGAACUAUGCCCGCAGGUUAAUGACCAUGGAGUCUGUGGAGGUGGUGUGUGAGCUGGUGCCCUCAGAGGAGAGGAGAGAGGCCCUGAGGGAGCUCAUGAGGCUCUACCUCCAGAUGAAGCCUGUGUGGCGUGCCACCUGCCCAGCAAAGGAGUGCCCAGACCAGCUGUGCCGAUACAGCUUUAACUCCCAGCGCUUUGCUGACCUCCUCUCCUCUACCUUCAAAUACAGGUACAAUGGAAAGAUAACAAACUACCUGCACAAGACCCUUGCUCAUGUACCUGAAAUCGUAGAAAGAGACGGUUCCAUCGGAGCCUGGGCCAGCGAAGGCAACGAGUCGGCAAACAAAUUGUUCAGACGCUUCAGGAAGAUGAAUGCGCGUCAGUCAAAGGCGUACGAGCUGGAGGAUGUGCUGAAACAUCACUGGCUUUACACUUCCAAGUUCUUGCAGAAGUUCAUGGAGGCUCACAAAGACUCUGCCAAAGCCUUCCAGGCAACCAUCGACCCAGAGGAGAUACAAGAUCCAGAGGGUACAUCCCUGGAAGCAACAGAUUUUUGAUUUCAUACAAUUUCUUACUUUGAACAUUUGAUUUAUUUAGAGGUUAAAUAUGCAUUGUACCUCAAUACCUAAAUAUUAAGGUAACUUUAACAUUUUGUGUGAAUUUAAGUGUCUUUUGAAAACGUCUUCAUUGGAUCCAGCAUAUUUCUUGAUUGAUCAACAUUUUGCACUUGAAAGACGCAAAUGUUUGUUAACGUUUCCUUUAUUUCUUCUGUCGAGUUUAACAGUGUUGCUGACUGCUCUGCCCAUUCCUUCACUUCAAACUGGGACAGCACAGAAACUUACUGUAAAAGUAAUACAAGUUUCCUUUUCCUUCCUCCUCUUUUUUAAAUCAUUGCUGUCUGUGAAAUAUGGUGCAUUUUAUUGUAUUGCAAGGAUAUGACACAUUUAUGAAUUUAUACAGAGGGGAUAUUUAUGGAAACAGAUGAAAGAGCUGUAAGUCAUGGAGUGAAAUCGUGUUAAAGAGACCACAUUUGUGGCCACUGUAUUAAUAUAUCAUUUUAGCCGAAGGAAAUGCAAUCACAGGGACCCAAAUGUUCUUUGUUUCAUGAGUGCCCUCUGAAAAAGAUGACUUUAGUGCUUUAUCGCUGGGUCUCUAAGGGCCAGGAUAGAUGCCAGGUCACUUUGAAACCAUUUUUUUGUCUCUUUAAUUUUUUUUUCCAAGGUGGAGGAUGGAUGAUGUGUAUUUGAAAUCUUCUCAUAAAGCAAAGCACUUACUGACCUUUUUGUUGAUAUCUGAAGAAUAUAGUGUGGUCCAUUAGAGAGCCUAAUACCCUAUGGACUCACACGCAAGGAGGAAUUGUUCCUCACUUCUCUUCAUGACCUGGUUCCUUUCCUCUACUGAUAUUUUUUCACUUCCAAUCUUGACAGAAGAGAGGAAUGGGGUGGAAACCAGAAAGACCUGAUGUAAACUGAUUCGUUGGCAACUUUAUUUGUUUGAUUGAUUGAUUAUAUUGUCUUUUUUUGCCCUCAGCAUUUUGACUUGUGGCAGGCAAUUUUGUUUUCUUACUUGAUUGAAUGUUUGAUUUGGUUUUACUGUCAUGAGUUUAACCAUGAGGCAGCAAUGAAAUAUUCACAUUUCAAUGAAUAUUUGUCAGAGUCCCACAAUAACAUCAUUUUUUAGAGUGCAUCACACUGCAACUUGUCGUAUAUUUUGUUUUUGCCGUAAUGAAUUACGUUUCCAAAGUAAAGGAUGAUGGAUGAUUCCCAGAAUCCCUGUUGUUCAUACAGCGCGGUGUUUUUCUUGUUCUUUGCUCUCACACAUACACUAAAUAUCAGGUGAAGUGUUUACUUAAACUGUGAAAAUGCUUUCUUUGGAAAUACAAAUGAAAUAAUACACUACGUACCAACAUUUUGUGCAGUUUCAUUCUUUGAUGUUACCGCUGCAUUGUCACUCAGAUGCAUUACACUUGAAUAAGUUCCUUUUUUAGAUGACGUGUGUACUUGCCUUGGUCUAAAUGGAUGAAUAAACUUUGAACUUGAUGUUACCAUCUUGUUUGUUUUAUAAUGUGGGAUCAGCUGCAAGAAACCAGGUAGAAAUGUGCCUUUUGGGCAGCACUUAUACCUAAUGUAUGCGCCUCAGGCUGAAAUAUUCAUUCAAAUGGCGGUAGGCUUAAGUAAGUCUUCUUCUUCCCACUCCCUUUUCAGGCACUCAAUAUUAACAUUCAUCAUAAUUCAAAUGUGUACAUAUUUUGGAGGUGGUUUGUUACCUAGGUGGUUAAUGCCAAAUGCCUGAAAUAAAAAAAAAAGAUAAGAUAGAUAGAUAGAUAGAUGGAAAUAAAUAAAUAAAUAAAUAAAUAAAUAAAUAAAUAAAUUCUAGACAAUUAGAAACACAAUUUACAAAAGAUAUUGGACGUCGACUGAUGACAUAAGGUUAUAAAAUUGUCUUAAGGAGGAAACUCCAGGCAGACAAAAGUGACUAAAGUGGUGCAAAUAAAUAAAUAAAUAAAUAAACAAACAAACAAAU
This is a messenger RNA of Nothobranchius furzeri (turquoise killifish), 6215 nucleotides long. The record is from RefSeq and is a predicted model, not a curated record. Lineage: Eukaryota; Metazoa; Chordata; Actinopteri; Cyprinodontiformes; Nothobranchiidae.